UGCAAACAUAAUAAGAAAUUGUGGCAUUUAAGGCUGUAAAUACGAAGACAAAAGAUGCCUUUCUAGUGGCAGCUACCAGAUUCAAGCAUUUAGCACCCCAGCCACUUGCAUAAUUUUGCAUGGCUUUCUUGUUUUAGGUGUGAGGGGCAAGGUGGCAUAUUGAUGACUGCUAUAUUCUGUAGUAACACAGAAUUGAUCCACAGAACUGCAGAAUUCAUCAAUGAAAUGUUAGCUGUAAUUCUGAAAAGGGAAAAAAAAACCCUAAGAGUGUUUUCAACGAUAUGUUGAACAAUAGCAACAUGUUCUAAUGGAUGGACAGAAAAUGCAACUCUUAACUACAAGGCACCUUGAAGGGUUCUUAGAAGUCUGUCAAUAAGAUUUGGUCUUCUGAAAAAUAUCUUCAACCUUUUCAGACCCAAGACUCACUUUUAACCCAAACUUUAAUUCAUCUCUUAAUCUUUUAACAUCAAUUUACAGAAUGGUAGUGUUCCUGUUGUGACCCAUCAGUUGAUGAACAGUGUUCUAAGAGAUGUGCUUUUAGUAGUAGUAUUUGAAUAUCAGCAGUUGUGGCUUCCUAUGAAAAUCUCUGCUGGCGCUGAUAUUAGGCAUGUAAUUCAGUGUCCUAAUUAAAUCAAGGACAUGCUUCAUCCCAUACCCUACAAUGUAAAUGUCCAGGGCAAAGAUUACCAGGGGUGAGAGCGUAGGUUAGGGAAAAGGUAUUCCACACUUGAGAGUUUUGCAAGAGGGGAAGAUUUGGUAGGACACUGAAACAUGCUGCAAAUAUCGGAUUGAAAACCAAUGUCUUAACCAGAACAAAAAUACUGGUUCCCAGUUUGGCGGCAUAGUUUGUGGGAAAUGUCCUGGGAGGUAGCAGAUAUUUCAGAAGGAAUGGAUGCCUCUCUACUCAUUGCAAGAAACCAGCUAUGCAAAUGGCUUAGUCUUAUGAAUCUGCCUGUGUAGCUUGGAUGUAGCUGGCAGUGGCUGAGCUCUCCAAAUGUUUUGACUGGGUAUUGCAAGUGCUGAAAUACUGCAUUAGAGCCACCUGGCCCAUUGACUUCUGGUAAAGAGAGACAUUUGGGUAGGUUGGGACAUUGCUUUAGCUUUGGUAGUUGUUGGUAGAACAGUUAAGAGACUAAGCUAGAAAUCUGGAAGUUCCCAGUUGUUCCCUCUGCCAUGGACACAGACAAGCCACCUUUUCUCAGCUUCAGUCUCCCCAUUUGCAACAGGAUGGAAUAAUAAUUCUGCACCUUACAGGGUGGUAGCUAGGAUGAUAAUGACAAAUGUUAAAUAGUAGUGCUUAGUGCUGCCUCAGGCUAGAGCAAAGGUUUGAAACUGAGCUGCUUUCUAAUAUUUCAAUCAAUCAAAAAUAUAAUUUUAUCCUGCUGUCCCAGGGAUGGGGAACCCUUUUCAGCCUGAGAGCCUUCUGAACAAUCACCCAGCAUCCAUAUGUGCAAGUGGUGGGUAGGACAAAUAUGAAUUUUGUUCCUGCACAGUAGGCUCAUUUCUUCAUAUUCAAACAUCCCCCCUAUAAACCCUCCCAUCCAGCCAUCAAAAGGCUCAUUCCAGCCAGGCAAUAACAGUCGAGCCUGCAAAGCAGAGGGAGGUCUGAGAAGAGUGUUUGCGGUAGAGUCCCACAGGUCAGUUAGAGGAUGGCAGGCUGCAUUUGGUCCCCUGAUGUUCUCCACCCAAGGAUCAAUUCUCCAGAUCACCUGCUUUCAAUUUACUACUGAAGACCUGAAGCUAUAGGGUUUGCAAAACCCACAAAGUGUGUCUUUUAAUAUCAAGUAUGGAAAGGGCUUUGCCAAUCCCAGUGCGUACCCCACAGGGCUAAAAAUACUCCCUGAAUGCAGGUGUUCUGCGUGUGAUUAAGCCACCGCUGUGCUCUGAAAAUGCAAGCAUGGUCCACGAUUCCCACUAGUCAGCUAACCCCGAAAGCCCACCCCUGCGUGUUCCUGGAUGUAAAACCAAAUCCACAGCCCCACAUUCCUGCAGAGGCUUGCUGGAAAUAACAUCUGCUUAUGAGAGAGGGAUGUAAAACCACAAGGACCCAGCCUUGCCUUGCUAUGCCUGUGGUAGACGGAGGUACAUGGUGUCCCCGGCAAUCGCAACUCUCCAGUGCUGCUUGCGCUAUUUCUGGGGCCGACGGCAGUCACUGCUUUGUAAGAAACCGGGUUGCCUUGUAAUUACCCUUCCCUUUCGCAAACAUCCAAGGCUGUCAUUUGCAGCUGUCCGGUGCUUAAUUCUCUGCAAAUAAAGCUUUCAGUUUGGCAAGCGCAAACAUCAAGCUUUUAGAUGCCGUUUGUGAGCAGUGCGAUCGCAGCAGCUGCCUCUUCUCCUCUUGCCUGUGCUUGGCCCAUCCAAAAAGUACCAUGUCGAUCGCACACACCGCGGGCGAGUAUAUGCUCUCGGAUGCUUUGCUUCCGGAUCCGAAUGGCUCCAGGGCAAAGGGGCUUCGCUUGGAGCUAUCGUGUGACCGCAUUGUGAAGUUUGUCACUGUGGGGCUGCCCCUGCUGCUCGUGUCCCUGUCGUUUGCGCGGGAAUUUUCGUCUGGCUCCCAGAUCAGUUGCUUCUCUCCCGCCAACUUCACAGGGAAGCAAUCGGCCUACGUUGACGCUGUGUGCUGGGACUCCUUGCUUCACCAUGACUACGAUACUGUGGGAGACUCUCAAUCCAGAUCUCUCUGGGUCCUCAAGGUCUUCCCAUAUUCCUUGCUGGUGAUUGCAGUCGCCAUGUACCUGCCUUCUCUGCUCUGGAGAUAUGCAGCUGCCUCGUCGCUGAACUGCGACCUGCUCUUCAUCAUCGAUGAGCUGGACAAAUCCUACAACCGUUCCAUCCGCUUAGUGCAGCACAUGGUGAAACUACAACAGUCUGGGACCGACCCAGAAGAGCUAUGGGAGGAAUAUGACAAGGCUCGCAGGGAACGCUAUUUUGAAUUCCCAUUACUGGAGAGGUACCUCACCUGCAAGCAGCGCUCCUACUACCUCGUUGGGGUCUACGUGCUACGGAACCUCCUCCUCCUCUUCCUCCUUGCUGCCACCUGCUUCUACUUAGCCUACUUCCACGUGGCCGUCUUUUUCCAAGAUGAGUUCAGCUGCACCAUCAAGGUGGGCCUGCUAAAAGAUGAGCUUCACAUCCCAGGUUCGGUCCCCUGCAAGCUCGUCUUCUUCACCGUCUUCCAGGUGACCAGCAUCUGCAUCGGGUGCGUGUACGUCCUUCUGGGGCCCGUCAUCAUCUACCACCUGCUUCAGUUGUGCCAAUGGGACAAGCGGCUCCUAUCCAUCUACGAGAUGCUGCCAGCUUUUGACCUCCUCAGCAGGAAGAUGCUGACCUGCCCUCUGAACGACCUGAACAUCAUUUUGCUGUUCCUGCGCGCCAACAUCUCGGAGGUCAAGUCCUUCAGCAGGCUGAGUGUGCUGUGCACUCUGAGGGAUGUCAGGGCGGAUAAGGAAGACAUUGACACGGUGGUGGAUUUUAUGACCCUCUUGGCUGGUCUGGAGAUGUUGAAGCCUAAGCACAAUCUCUGUGCCAAUGGAAACUCGCCUCAUCACAACAGUGAAAUUAUUGAAAUGAAGCCUGCCUUGGAAUCUAAAGAAGACUGACACGCCCAACCGGCAGCGGACUGUAGACAGGGCAGCCAACAGCAGAGGAAAUGGGACUGAUGAACAGUGCUAGGACACAAAGACAGCCGGUGCCCCCAUCCUACGUACAGCAAUGUGCUGUGUGCUUUCAUCGCGAUUCUAAGUUGCGUCAUGUUUUCCUGGUACAGGACUGCACCAUCCUAAGUGCUUGCUUGCUUAUUGGGUACAAAGUCCAUAGAAUUUAAUAUUUGGAAUACAAUUCUUGCACAGUGGCUAUAGGCUGCUGGCAGAAUCCUGGGCCUUUUAAGCUGCGGUGCAGACAGAUCGAACUUUUCCACCAUGGCACGUGUGAUUCACCUGUUUAAUAUCUGUUACAAACCUGCUGAAGGUGCAAUGGCCUUUCCAUGAAAAAAAAUAAAUAGUGGCUUUCUUAUGUUGUAUGCUAAUGUUCACCCAUUUGUCUCCCUUGCUGUGUUUGUUCUACAAACUAAUCAUUAAAUUUAAUGUCACACUGAUCAUUUGGGGAGUGUGCUCCUGUCUGACCUGGUUCUGACGUAGAAACCAUGUUACCAGCUGGAUCACAUCAACCCGGACACAAAGUAAUCCAUAUAUUCCAUCUUAAACACUAGUCCAGUCUAUACAGUGGUACCUCAGGUUACCUACGCUUCAGGUAACAUAUGCUUCAGGUUACAGAGUCCGCUAAUA
This is a messenger RNA of Podarcis muralis (Common wall lizard), 4283 nucleotides long. RefSeq names its product pannexin 3 (gene PANX3). Gene Ontology annotation, cellular component: plasma membrane. Gene Ontology annotation, biological process: monoatomic cation transport; positive regulation of interleukin-1 production; cell-cell signaling. The record is from RefSeq and is a predicted model, not a curated record. NCBI's taxonomy places the organism in Eukaryota, Metazoa, Chordata, Lepidosauria, Squamata, Lacertidae. Gene Ontology annotation, molecular function: wide pore channel activity.